Messenger RNA from Oncorhynchus mykiss (rainbow trout), 4078 nucleotides. Its product is annotated as protein L-Myc-1b. Gene Ontology annotation, biological process: regulation of DNA-templated transcription. Lineage: Eukaryota; Metazoa; Chordata; Actinopteri; Salmoniformes; Salmonidae. The record is from RefSeq and is a predicted model, not a curated record. Gene Ontology annotation, molecular function: protein dimerization activity; DNA-binding transcription factor activity.
AUAUAGUGCACUAGUCGGGUUGUCAAGUGUCCAUUGUGAAAUCUAUCUAAGUUACUGGAUUUGGAAAGUAGACCUACGAGUUACUUUUCCCAGUUUGGUGCCGAAUGCUGCGUACUAGUCAAAUAGUGAGCGUUCAACUGAAAGCAACAGCUAUUUAUUGAGUGUAAUUUACCGCAAGAAGCUUCAGCGUCGCUGUGUUGGUUACUACGCAUUAUAGGAAUUCAUUAAGAAGACGCCCGUUCAAUUUCACCAACGCUAAAAGGAUUACUCAAAUAUUUAACCUAGAUAACAUUUAAUUUUUUUCUUCAUCCCCGGACGGAAGUGUGUUCUAUUUAUUUACUAUAGCCCACUACUAGAAAGCAUACAUCGCAGUGUUUUCAGAAGUUUGGGGUUUGUGAACACGCCUGUUGUUAUUUAAUUAUGGCAGAUUUAGGCCUACCAGUGGAUUGGGAUUUAUUUGCUCUCUUGCUUUUUCUCAAUGCUUUGUGAGAUAACGGUUUGUUUUGACUACCGUAAAACGUCGUGUUGCUCUGAAGACGCAAAACUUUUAUUUAUUUAUUGAGACAUCUGGGAAUUGUUGUUUUGGUAAUCAUUUAAACGACAUUUUAUUAGCCACGUAACCCGAAAGAGACAUACAGGGUGUUAUAAGCGUUUUUUUGUGUGUGUUUUUUUUUGCCUACAAAGAGAGGGUUGCUGAACUGUGGCUCUACUUCCCCGGUGUAGUUGGACUGUUGUAUUAGGUAAUGCAAACUAUGUUGCGAAACGUGGUGUUACGUAGUUGUAUCAUAACAGACUAUUGUGUUUAUUGUAGCAGUCCAACGUGCUAGGCUGAUUCCAAGUCUCUCUGUUCCGUGGUAGGAUAGUCUUAACGGAGAUCAGUUCACAGUUGAAGAGUGCGCUUCCUCAACCACGCCUGCCCUGACCUCUAGAUGCCGGGCAUAAACUCCACCACCGCCUCUCACUAUGAGUCCGGCUGGGAGAUGGGGUACGACCACUAUCAACAUUACUUCUACGACGACCACGAUCCUGACGAGGAUUUCUCUAAAUCUACUGCGCCCAGCGAAGACAUAUGGAAGAAAUUUGAACUAGUACCAACCCCGCCCAUGUCCCCUAUUCGGACUUUGGAGGGGGCCGCCGGGGUCGGGAUGGUCUGCCCUUCGCUGGGGGACAAACUCGAGUGGGUGUCCCAGUUUUUGGGUCAAGAGGACGACCAGGAUGUGCCGUGUAAAUUCAGUUCCGCCGACGAGGCUUUGGGGAACCUGAGCUCCAUUAUCGUACAGGACUGCAUGUGGAGCGGCUUCUCAGCGGGCAAGCAGCUGGAGAAAGUUUUCGGGGAGCGGCUUGCCUCCUGUCCGAAUAAACUACCCAUGCAGGCGCUGGGAGCUGCAAUCACCACCGCCGGGAGGGCGCAGUGCGUGACGGUGCCAGUGGACGCGGCUGUUCCAGUUCUCGGUAGCCUGGCGACGGAUUGCGUGGACCCGGCUGCUGUUCUCGCCUUCCCGCUAACCGGGGGAACGUUUAAGAAACCGUUGGUGUCCUCCUGUUCAGAGACCCACACAGACUCAUCAGAUGACGAAUCUAGUGACCAUGACGACGACGAUGAUGAUGACGACGACGACGAAGAGGAGAUUGAUGUGGUGACGGUGGAACACAAGCGGUACAAGUCCCGACGGCUGGUCAACAGCAGAGUUACCGGGGGCCGCGGCGGCAGGCUAAACAGACGGACGCCGGUGACAAUCAUGGUCCGGGCGGAUGCUCUGAACCCGUGUAUGAAACGCUUCCACAUCUCUAUCCACCAACAGCACCACAACUACGCAGCGCCCUCCCCGGACACACACACAGCCCCCGCCCUCCCUGGACACACAGCCCCCGCCCUCCCCAGAAAGAGGUUCCGACACGAGCCCUCAAACUCUUCUCAUAACUUCUCUAACACCCAGCCACACCUGCACCCCGCCUCCACAUCCAAUCAGAACUCUGAGAGCAAACCACAUGUCGCCGUAGCAACCAUCGGGUCGGAAUCAUCUGACGCCAACACACCCUCCCCUUGUGGAUCCCCGUCUGCCUCUCCUCGAUUAUCCUCCUCUCACCCCUGCAGCCCCCAGUCCUCCGACUAUGAGGACACAGACAAACGCAAGACACAUAACUUCCUGGAACGAAAACGGCGCAAUGACCUGCGCUCUCGUUUCCUGACACUGCGGGAUGAGAUCCCCGACUUGGCAGAGUGUUCGAAGACGCCCAAGGUGGCCAUCCUGACACGCGCCACUGAGUACCUGGGACAGCUGCAUUCCAGCGAGCGCCAGCGGGCGCAGGAGAAACGGCAGCUGAAGGCCAGGCAGCAGCAGCUGCUCCGUAGGCUGGCACAGCUCAAACAACAUCCCUAAACUCACUGACUGGCAGGUUGGCACAGCUCAAACAACACCCGUAAACUCACUGACUGGCAGGUUGGCACAGCUCAAACAACACCCCUAAACUCACUGACUGGCAGGUUGGCACAGUUCAAACAGCACCCCAAACUCACUGACUGGCAGGUUGGCACAGCUCAAACAGCACCCCUAAACUCACUGACUGGCAGGUUGGCACAGCUCAAACAGCACCCCUAAAUUCACUAACUGGCAGGUUGACACAGCUCAAACAGCACCCCUAAACUCACUGACUGGCAAGGUUGGCACAGCUCAAACAGCACCCCUAAACUCACUGACUGGCAGGUUGGCACAGCUCAAACAGCACCCCUAAACUCACUGACUGGCAGGUUGGCACAGCUCAAACAACACCCCUAAACUCACUGACUGCCUGAAUGACUGGCAGCGACCUCUAGUCGAUGGAACGUACUCUUCACCAGGACUGACUGAAAACCAACUCACUGACAGACUGUUAGUGGCUAGCAUGGAGAGAAGCCUUUGGAUGGAUCUGAACCCUAUAUUAUAAACCAGGACUGAGUCAAAACCAGGGAUGGAUCUGAACCCUAUAUUAUAAACCAUGACUGAGUCAAAACCAGGGAUGGAUCUGAACCAUAUAUUAUAAAUCAGGGAUGGAUCUGAACCCUAUAUUAUAAAUCAGGGAUGGAUCUGAACCCUAUAUUAUAAACCAGGACUGAGUCAAAACCAGGAUGGAUCUGAACCCUAUAUUAUCAACCAGGACUGAGUCAAAACCAGGGAUGGAUCUGAACCCUAUAUUAUAAACCAGGACUGAGUCAAAACCAGGGAUGGAUCUGAACCAUAUAUUAUAAAUCAGGGAUGGAUCUGAACCCUAUAUUAUAAAUCAGGGAUGGAUCUGAACCCUAUAUUAUAAACCAGGACUGAGUCAAAACCAGGGAUGGCUCUGAACCCUAUAUUAUAAACCAUGACUGAGUCAAAACCAGGGAUGGAUCUGAACCCUAUAUUAUAAACCAGGACUGAGUCAAAACCAGGGAUGGAUCUGAACCAUAUAUUAUAAAUCAGGGAUGGAUCUGAACCCUAUAUUAUAAACCAGGACUGAGUCAAAACCAGGGAUGGAUCUGAACCCUAUAUUAUAAACCAUGACUGAGUCAAAACCAGGGAUGGAUCUGAACCCUAUAUUAUAAACCAGGACUGAGUCAAAACCAGGGAUGGAUCUGAACCCUAUAUUAUAAACCAGGACUGAGUCAAAACCAGGGAUGGAUCUGAACCCUAUAUUAUAAACCAUGACUGAGUCAAAACCAGGGAUGGAUCUGAACCCUAUAUUAUAAACCAGGACUGAGUCAAAACCAGGGAUGGAUCUGAACCCUAUAUUAUAAACCAGGACUGAGUCAAAACCAGGGAUGGAUCUGAACCCUAUAUUAUAAACCAGGGAUUUGUUAAAAUCAGGGAUGGAUUGAGGUUGGCCCUAUAUUAUUUGCAAACUGUGCAUCUAUUGUAUGUCCUGUUAUUGUCUGUAAGGUUCUAUGAUGUCAUGAGUGAAUCCAUUGAUUGUGAACUAUGUCCAGAUCAGCAUGGCAAUGUACAUAGACUGUCACGUGUGUGUCUCUCUUUCUCUUUGUAUGUCUCUGUCUCUCUCUUUUUCUCUCUUUUUUUCUCUCUCUCUCUCGCUCUCUCUCUGUGUGUAUGUGUAUCUCUCUCGCUCU